This is a messenger RNA of Plasmodium fragile, 1305 nucleotides long. RefSeq lists its product as uncharacterized. The coding region runs from base 1 to 1305 and encodes 434 amino acids. The transcript has a single exon. Gene Ontology annotation, biological process: COPI coating of Golgi vesicle. Gene Ontology annotation, molecular function: GTPase activator activity. The record is from RefSeq and is a predicted model, not a curated record. NCBI's taxonomy places the organism in Eukaryota, Apicomplexa, Aconoidasida, Haemosporida, Plasmodiidae.
AUGAAGAAGGACAUGAUUACAGAGAUCUUGGCAUAUGAACAGGACGACAGGGGAUACGUACUGGAUGGCCUAAAGGACAAAACGUUUAAAGCCAUUUUGAGCAAAAAUGAAAAUAAAAUAUGCUUCGACUGCGGUAAUAAAAAUCCCAAAUGGCUGUCUUUGACGUAUGCCAUAUUUAUUUGCCUGAACUGUUCAGGUAAGCAUAGACAAUUAGGGACGCACAUAUCGUUUGUGCGGUCAACAGGAAUGGAUAAGUUUACAGCGAAGCAGUUGGUUAGGAUGUGUCUUGGAGGAAAUUUAAAGGCAAGUGAAUUUUUAAAAAUGAACAAUAGCACUAGCAUGAUUGAUUAUUCAUCUCAUGCAUGUAUGAAAUAUAAAAUGUAUUUGGACGGCCAGUUGGAGGAGGCAUUGUUAACGCAUGGAAGUGGAGAAAAAUAUCGCAAUGACGGGGCGGAUGCACAUGGCGGUAAUGUCAGCCAGAUGAACAGCUUAACCGGCACGAAGCCUCUAAUCGAUUUAGUUAGCGACGACGCGAGGAAGAUAGAGGGUCCAAAUGAACUUCCUAGGGGAGAAGCGAACGAGACGGGCGGCGCCUUUGCAAGUCGUGGUCAGGUCAGGGGUGGUAUCCCCAGCAGAAGCCUCACGCCGACACACAUGAUCGAAGAAAAAAUGAUGUACAAAAAUUGCAACAAAAAUUUCAAGGCCAAAAAAAUAGACAUCAACUUUGAUGAUACGAUAUUUGAGCACAGCGGGAAGGGUACUGCAAGGGACGGGAGGAGUGCGCACCCUGGUGUUAGCGACGAGGCGUUUAGUAUGCAUGGAGGAAGUGGCGCUGCUAGUUAUGGCGGUGUGCAGGGUCUCGGCAGGAACGAGAGCGAAGUGGGAGGAUAUGACACGAGGUGUCCCCCCGGAGGGGAGUUAUGUUACCCAGGCGGUCGCGCUAUAGGAGGAAAUAACUCCAUGGGAAGUAGUAGUAUUAACGGCAACAGCCAUUUGAAUCCAACAAGUGAUUCCAAGUUAAACAAAUUUAAAGACUGCAAGAGCAUACGUUCAGAUCAGUACUUCUAUGAUGAGAGGCACCAGAAUGAUGACGACGUCAUACGAAAUGUACAUAUAACGAAUAGCAUUUCGUCUGAUCAAUAUUUUAAUAGAAAUGUCAAUAACAGGAAGGGUGUGUGGAAUUUGGAUGAACAGACGAUUCAGAAUUUACAAGGCCUCAAGGUGACGGCAAGGGAGGGCCUGUCCAAUAUCGUUGCGGCUGGCAAUGAGGUAUUUCUGAAGGCCAAGGAAUGGUUCAACAAUUAA